UCAGACCCGUGUAUGAACGAUAUUAAGGGCCAAAGUUGCUUCUGUUUUCCAGAAAUUUUUGAAACCCAAUUUCAGGGCACGAUUCCACAACCUCUUUCUUUUCUUCUAGAUCUACGUAAAUUCAUCAGCUAGAGAUUGAAAAAUGGCGGACGGUGAAGAUAUUCAGCCGCUCGUUUGCGAUAACGGGACUGGAAUGGUCAAGGCUGGUUUUGCAGGUGAUGAUGCUCCUAGAGCUGUAUUCCCAAGUAUCGUUGGCCGUCCACGUCACACGGGAGUGAUGGUUGGAAUGGGACAAAAGGAUGCAUACGUCGGAGACGAGGCACAGUCGAAACGUGGUAUCUUGACUCUCAAGUAUCCAAUUGAGCAUGGUAUUGUCAACAACUGGGAUGAUAUGGAGAAGAUUUGGCAUCACACUUUCUACAAUGAGCUGCGUGUUGCCCCGGAAGAGCAUCCGGUUUUGCUAACCGAAGCGCCGCUUAAUCCGAAGGCUAACCGUGAGAAGAUGACACAGAUCAUGUUUGAAACAUUCAACACUCCUGCUAUGUAUGUUGCCAUUCAAGCUGUUCUCUCCCUCUAUGCUAGUGGCCGUACUACUGGUAUUGUUUUGGACUCUGGAGAUGGUGUGAGCCACACGGUACCAAUCUACGAGGGUUAUGCACUUCCACACGCAAUCCUGCGUCUUGAUCUUGCAGGUCGUGACCUAACCGACCACCUCAUGAAAAUCCUGACAGAGCGUGGUUACUCAUUCACCACAACUGCUGAGCGUGAGAUUGUCAGAGACAUGAAGGAGAAGCUCUCGUACAUUGCCUUGGACUAUGAGCAAGAGCUUGAGACUUCCAAAACCAGCUCAUCUGUGGAGAAGAGCUUCGAGCUGCCAGACGGUCAAGUGAUAACCAUCGGGGCAGAGCGUUUCCGGUGUCCUGAAGUUCUGUUCCAGCCAUCCAUGAUCGGAAUGGAAAAUCCGGGAAUUCAUGAAACUACUUACAACUCAAUCAUGAAAUGUGAUGUGGAUAUCAGGAAGGAUCUUUAUGGAAACAUUGUGCUUAGUGGUGGCACCACAAUGUUUGGCGGGAUUGGUGAUAGGAUGAGUAAAGAAAUCACCGCGUUGGCGCCGAGCAGUAUGAAGAUCAAAGUGGUUGCUCCACCGGAAAGGAAGUACAGUGUUUGGAUCGGUGGCUCUAUCUUGGCUUCUCUCAGUACUUUCCAGCAGAUGUGGAUUGCGAAAGCCGAGUAUGAUGAAUCUGGACCGUCGAUCGUCCACAGGAAGUGCUUCUGAUCAAAAGUCACCAAGUAAAACAAGAGCGACAUGUGACGACCUGAGUCUGCGCGGCUGUGAAUCUCUUUGCUGCAGUAAAUGUUUACAAGUGGUGUGUAAAUUGGUACUGAUUCAAAAGCUUUAAGAGAUCUACACAUUCUGUGGUAUUAUGUCGCAGACUUGAUAUUAAAAAGACAUAAAUCUUAAGGCCUGGUUCACAUGUUUUCCCGUUUCUUGUAGCUCAUAACUCAUCAGCAGUAGAUUUGACCAAACGCUCGCAAACGGUUUGGAAUUAUCAGCUUUGUUUCUCUUUUCGAAACACUUAUUUCCAGCUCGAUCAAAUUGGGCAUGGCCUCUUCUUCUAUCUGCAACUCAUCUAAACUUCUCAUUAACAAGUCAAGCUUCCUCAGCCUACCAAAACCUUGUUCGCUGACGCUCAUCUUCCCCGAGUAAUUACAACUUAACAAGAUCAGAUCUUCCAGUCUCGGCAUUUUCUGCAAAAAAGGCAUUGGGUCUUCCUCGAAAGUUAUUCCAACCAGUGUCACGGAUUCAAGACUGCGUGAUAUCACAUCCAUGGACCUAACUGCUUCUUCUGAUUCCAACGAUAAAUGGACUUCAGUGGGCGUCGCCAGCUUCAGAACACGAAGACUUUCCAGUUUAGUCAAGGAAGCCCAGCUCACAUGAACUCUUCUCUCCUUUGACCUAGACAUUUCAGAAAUCCCCAAAUCUCGAAGAUUUAUGAGCAACUCAGGUUUUAGUUUGUUCCAGCUGUCAAAGGAGAUAGACGUCAAGGUCUGAAGGUUCGCUACGUCGCCUAUAAGCAAUCCUCCAAAAAAAUUUCCUAUGACAUGUCUUAAUGAUGUGAGCUUACGGAGAUCGAUUGUUUCCUCGAUGAAAUAAUUGUCAGAUACAAAUAGUGUUUGUAGAAACCGUAACUUGGAUAUAAUAGCUGCUAUAUCAAAAUCGUUGAUAGAAUUAC
Messenger RNA from Arabidopsis thaliana (thale cress), 2234 nucleotides. RefSeq names its product actin-12 (gene ACT12). Gene Ontology annotation, cellular component: cytoskeleton. NCBI's taxonomy places the organism in Eukaryota, Viridiplantae, Streptophyta, Magnoliopsida, Brassicales, Brassicaceae. Gene Ontology annotation, biological process: cytoskeleton organization; root hair elongation. The transcript is spliced from 6 exons. Bases 143 to 1276 code for a protein of 377 amino acids. The record is from RefSeq and is marked reviewed.